This is a messenger RNA of Ectocarpus sp. CCAP 1310/34, 2199 nucleotides long. Lineage: Eukaryota; Phaeophyceae; Ectocarpales; Ectocarpaceae. The record is from the annotation of a GenBank genome assembly.
AUGGAAGCAACAUCGGGAACUGGAGGCGGAGGUAGCAUCUGGAGUGAUGGAUCCACAAACCUGGCGAACGUCAUCAGAGGACUCCCCAAGUUCGAUGGAACGAAACCAGAGGACUUCAACGACUGGAUGAAGAAAUUGGGCGUGGUUGUCGGCGUUACUCGGAGGAACUCUCCCAAUCGCCAGUGGAAGGGCCAUAUGGCAAAGAGGACGAAGCCUGCGGGAGCAACCAAGUGGUGCUCCGUCCAUAACACCACUACACACUCCGACGAAGAGUGUUACAGCCAAGGAGCCAAGCGACCAGAACGCACGGGCAAGGCUUUCUCCGCAUGCUUACACUGCAUGCACUGCUCAACCCAGUCAGGAGACACACACGCCAAGCCUACCACAACGGAAUCUUCCAAAGAAACAGAGAAGACCGAGAAGGCAGAGAUCGACUUCUCUUACGACGAAGAUGCAUUCAACGGUGGAUUCAUUUACCAUGCUACAUGCAGCAAGGGAAGCGGACGCACUUUCACAACAACUGCGACUGGGGCUUCAGCACUGGUGGAUUCUGGAGCUUCUGAGACCAUGUUCGACAACUGCCUCAUCCCGAAUGGACGUGUCGAAGAAGAACGCCCGACGCCCGAGAUCAUCGACGUUGCAGGAGAAAGCCAACUACGAGGCACUACCACUGGGAUCCUACACUGCACCAUUAAAUACGACAAAGAACAGCAACUACCCGUCAAGCUACAAGGUCUCAUCGUGCCAGGACUAGGCUGGAACAUCUUCGCACCAACGGCCCUUCUCAAGAAGGGCCUCCGAUGUGUCCUGGAAGACAAGACCCCACACCUCACCAUCGGCGGAGAAGUCGUCGUUCCUCUAAAACAAAAGACUCAAGACCAAGGCAUGUGCACCCUCGCCAUCACAUUCAAGGGCGAUCCAGCGUCGACAAGCAGGACACCCCCGAACAACCAGGAUCCAGGGCGCAAGCCGAAGUUCGGAAAAUCAGAAGCGGUACUGAUCGAUCACACUCCGCACGCGACAUGCUCAGUGGCACCGGCGCCUCGGCCACCUCAAUUCAAGUGCUAUGGAGAUUUUGCGGCGCAGCCCCGCCACAGGAAGGCUCCCGUCCCGAAGAAGACCACCCGUGUCCUGACCAAACCAGGCCAACUCGUCCAGUUCGACAACAUGGGACCAAUCGACCCUCCUGCGAAGUACAACGGACACACCUACUCCUACGUCGCCAAUGCGACCGACGUUUUUACCAGAAUGCGGGAAGUGUACCUACUGUGCCACAGGACCGAAACCACGCAAGCUCUGCACGCCUACAACAUGCAAGUAGCAUCUGAAGGCUACCGCAUCGAGGUUCUACGCUGUGACAAAGGGGGAGAGAACACUGGGGAAGGAAUGCGCAACUACUGUAGGGAGUCUGCGAUCAAGCUGGAACUCGCCGCGACCAACACGACCCAAGAAAUUGAAGUGACAGAAAGGGACGGCCAGACACUUGCGGCUGUGACUCGAGCUCUACUGCGCGAUGGAGACUUCCCAAAACACAUGUGGGGGGANUCGUGCGUUCAUCACGAGCGAUACAAGAAGCUAGACGACCGGGCCGUUGAAGGCAAGCUCGGCGGUUACGGACCUGGCAGUAAGACGUACCGGAUCUACGUGGAGGGCAAAGACAAAUUCCGCCGGACAAGGCCUGAUUGUGAGACCGCGCAUCCUAAGGCACGUUUGACCAAGGUCAAGUUCUACGCGAGGAGUGAUCCCGACCAGCCGCCUGAAUACUGUACGGUGUUCCACCACAUGGUGAAAAGCGCGGGCUCAACCAUCAAGGACAACCUCUACAAGUCUUCACGGAUCGCAGGUGUUCCGAGACCAGGUGGGACUACACGUUGCGCAACUGCUUGUCAUUCGAUUCCGUUUCCGCUCGGUCGCGCCAGAGUUCCUUUGGAGGCUGUUAGGAAAGGCUGCGAGUACUUCACGCUUAUGAGACACCCCAUCGAUCGCCUGGUCUCGGCAUUUUUCUAUUGCCCAAAGGACCACGAUCUGCAACUGAGGCCAAGGAAGUGGUGCGGAUACGCCGACCACCAGGUACCCGUGACCGAUCGCCUGUUGGACUUCACCGAACACUACUGGCAGAAUAUGGCAUACAAACAGAUGGCGUACGGCAUGUACUGCCCUCCCGAUCUUAUAUGCGAAGCGACGGAGGUAAGAGGGUGA